AGCUGCAGACCCAGCAGGGGAGAGCCGAGGGCUGCGCGGGGCGCGGCGCAGGUGUCACCCUGCACGCGGAAGUGCGCUGGCCUCGGUCUGCGUUAUAAAUCGGGGCUCGAGUCACCCGGCCCCAGUGCUCCGGAACGUGCCCUCCGGAGCCCCGCGCCGGCUGCGUAGCCCCUGCCGGCUCCCCGCGUCCCCCCAGUCCCAGCGCGUCCUCGGCCGCCCCAGGCCGGCCGGGCGCUGCCCGCGCGGGGCCUCGGAGCAGCCAGCCCGCCGACGGGGUGGGACUGCGCCUCGCCGGGCAGGAGGACCGCGGUCGUGGGGCCCCCGCCGCCUCACCCAGGCAACAUGAAGGUUUUAUUUGUGGAACCUGCCAUCUUCCUGAAUGCGUUUGCCAUGACCUUGACCUCGCCGCUGACAGCGCAGUAUGUGUACAGGAGAAUAUGGGAGGAAAGGGGCAACUACUCCUUUGCAUCUGAUAGCAAUGUUUCUGAGUGUGAAAAAAACAAAAGCAGCCCGAUGUUUGAAUUCCAGGAGGAAGUUCAGAAAAAAGCGUCGCUGUUCAGCCUGCAGAUGGAGAUGAGCGGGUUGAUUCCUGGCCUGGUGUCCACAUUCAUACUGUUGUCCAACAGUGACCUCCACGGACGAAAGCUCCCGAUGAUUCUGUCUUCCGCCGGGGCCCUGGCCACCAGCAUCUGGCUCUGCCUGCUUUCCUAUUUUGCCUUUCCCUUCCAGCUUCUGAUUGCAUCGACCUUCCUUGGUGCACUUUGUGGCAAUUACACCACCUUCUGGGGAGCUUGCCUUGCCUACAUAGUCGACCAGUGUAAAGAGCACAAGCAGAAAAUCAUCCGGAUAGCUGUGAUCGACUUCAUACUUGGACUUGUGACUGGACUCACGGGGCUCGCCUCUGGCUACUUUAUCAGAGAGCUCGGCUUCGUGUGGUCCUUCGUAAUCAUUGCGGUGACGCUGGCUGUCAACCUGAUCUACAUUUUAUUUUUUCUCGGCGAUCCAAUGAAAGAGCCUUCGCCAGAGAGUGUAGCUAUGUCGUGGUGUGAAGCCUUUAAAAACCUAUUUUACCGAACGUACGCGCUUUUUAAAAAUGCUUCCAGGAAGCGACGGAUCACGCUCUACUUGUUAAUUUUCACCGUAAUCACAUACUUCUUCCUGGUGGUUGGCGUUUCCCCGAUUUUUAUCCUUUAUGAGUUGAAUUCUCCGCUCUGCUGGAACGAGGUUUUUAUUGGUUAUGGGUCCGCUUUGGGGAGCGCCUCUUUUUUAAGCAGCUUCCUGGGAAUAUGGCUUUUCUCUUACUGCAUGCAAGAUAUCCACAUCGCCUUCAUCGGCAUCCUCACCACCAUGUCGGGAAUGGCUCUGACUGCGUUUGCCAGGACAACGCUGAUGAUGUUUCUGGUCAGGGUGCCGUUUCUCUUCACCAUUGUGCCGCUGUCUGUGCUGCGGGCCAUGCUGUCCAAAGUGGUUCAUUCUACCGAACAAGGCACCCUGUUUGCUUGCAUUGCCUUCUUAGAAACCCUGGCUGGCGUUGCCGCAGGGUCUACUUUUAACGGAAUUUAUUCAGCCACAGUGGAUUGGUUCCCGGGCUUCACUUUUCUGCUGUCUGCAGGUCUGUUACUAAUUCCACUGAUCAGCCUAAGCGCCGUCAAGUGCAUCAACUGGACCGAGGGAAGCUACAGGCUCCUCUUACAGGAGGAGCCGAGGGAAGAGCCGUCAGGCUGAGGACUCCCACGCGUGGUCGCCCACACCGGGCAGUGUGAAUUCAGAAGAACAGAACUCAUUCCACAAUCAGCGCUUCCUGCAUAAUCAGUGUUAUACCUCCUUUCUUUUUAACUGAGCAGAGACCAGCUCCUGGCUUUAACUGCACCAGGCACUUGAAGCACUUUGUCCUCAAGCAGCACAUUUCCAACACAGAGAAGAACAAAUCUCAAAAUACUGCUCACUUGUGGACUUACAAAAGAAACUCAAAGUCAAGAGUAUAAUGACGGAUGAGGACGCCAGAUGUGAUCCAAAGCCAUCAUCUGCCUGACUUCCUCCGGGCUCGCUGCAAUCGAGAACUCUUUACCUCCAUUCCUUCAUCUGCAAAAUGGGUUUCUGAUCUAUCUCAGGGAUUCUGAAGACAUAAGGAAAAUUACAGCAACUCACUGAUGAACAAUGACGUAAAUUUUCAAAUAUCUCUAAUAUAAUUUUGCCUAUA
Molecule: messenger RNA, 2200 nt
Organism: Lepus europaeus (European hare)
Lineage: Eukaryota; Metazoa; Chordata; Mammalia; Lagomorpha; Leporidae
Gene: SLC46A3
Product: solute carrier family 46 member 3
Exons: 6
Coding region: 343-1725 (460 amino acids)
Biological process (GO): vacuolar transmembrane transport
Cellular component (GO): lysosomal membrane
Molecular function (GO): transmembrane transporter activity
Source: RefSeq, a predicted model, not a curated record